Molecule: messenger RNA, 5761 nt
Organism: Nymphaea colorata (pocket water lily)
Lineage: Eukaryota; Viridiplantae; Streptophyta; Magnoliopsida; Nymphaeales; Nymphaeaceae
Exons: 14
Coding region: 252-5408 (1718 amino acids)
Biological process (GO): protein phosphorylation
Molecular function (GO): ATP binding; protein kinase activity
Source: RefSeq, a predicted model, not a curated record
CGCGCUCGUCCCACAUAAACACUUUUUUCUUUCUUUCAUGGACGACUUGGAAGCAGGCGGACGUCCACCACGUUAUGCCAACAAAAGCAUGGCCCUAACAUUGAAUAUAUAAGGCAGCCAUUGUAGAAGGAAGGAGCUAGAAAGAAAUCUAAAUUCUCCCAUGAAAGUGCUUCGUCCUAAUCUUCUUCCCUUCUGCACUGAAGAGCUUUUUCAUCCUUCACAUUGUGGGGAGUGGUGACAUUAGAGAUCAAAUGGGCAGAACAGCCUGCAGCUUCAUUUUCCCAAUUGUUCUUCUUCCGCUGGGGCUCGUAGUGGUCGACAUGGCGGAGUCUCCCUUUUGGUACUGCACCGGAAACUCCAACUACACGGCGAACAGCACCUUCGACCACAACCUGCGCAGCGCGUUGGCCUCUCUGGAAGCCAACGUUUCGCUCACCAGCUUCUACAAUGCCACCGAGGGAAGAAAACCCGACCAAGUCAUUGCCGCGGUUCAGUGUCGAGGCGACCUCGACGGCGAAGCUUGUCAGGCCUGUGUAUCUGAGUCUACCACAGAGAUCACCCAGCGCUGCCCCAACAGCAGGGCGGCUCUCUUUGCCUUCCAAAGCUGCGUCAUGUACUACCGCGAUACCAACUUCAUCAUACCUCCCUCAUUUAUGGAUAUUUCUCUCCCGGGCCCUGGCGCCAUCCCCGACCCCCAAAGGUUCAGGACCAUGCUCAUUUCCUUUUUCAACAAGCUCAUCGUUUCUGCUACCACCAAUCCUUCGGGACGCUUGUUCUGGGGCGACAAGUUCCACUACACUGAAGACGUGACUGUCUACUGCACAGCACAGUGCGUACGAUAUUUGGCACCACAGGACUGUAAAUCUUGCUUAGACAUGGCUUUCAUCCGAAUGCUCAAAGAUUUUGCAGACAGACAGGGCGGUGCAACUUUUUCUAGAAUGGCGUGCUCUGUAAGAUUCGAGACCUACCCCUUUUUCACUCCCCCAUCUCACCAGAUUGACACUAGCGCCGUAAAUUUCAUCACAUCCGACUGCUCCCCACCGGCAUCGAGCGGCAUGAUAGGCACCCCUUUCCAUAGAAACUUCAAGCUUCUGCUCUCUUAUCUGACAGAGACCGCGCCAAUCUCUGGCUUCUACAACGACGCCGUCGGCUUUGGGUCCAACCAAGUCUAUGGCCAACUCUUGUGCCGAGGCGACGUCCCUGUAGACGUUUGCUGGAACUGCACAGCCCAGGCUUCUACCAAAAUCCAGGAGCUGUGCCCCAACAGCAGAAGGGCAACCAUAUGGUUCGACCACUGCCAGUUGCGCUACUCUGACGUGAGGUUCGCUGGCACGGUAGAUGUCUAUGACAGGGCAUGCCAAGCAGCAGCAGAGGAUGCGUCAAGCCCAGCAAGCUUCAAUCAGAACUUGAGAAUCCUCAUCGCCAACCUGACCUCGCUGGUGGCGCCGACCUUUCCCAAUCGCUUUUUUGCUACAGGGACUUCCGUGCUUACGGACUCAAAGAGGAUCAACGCUUUGGUGCAGUGCGUGAGAGAUAUACCUCUGGACCAAUGUAGGUGGUGCUUGCAGAAUGCCAGCGCUGAUAUUGAGGGAUGCUGUAAUGGAAAACAAGGCUGUCGCAUCCUCAGGGGAAGCUGCAGUUUGGCUUUCGGAGUGCGGCCCUUCUUUUUUGGCGAUCCCACAUUCGUAUCCCUUCCGCACCCCAACCAUCGGCAUAAACGCUGGUGGAUAUUUACCAUUAUCGGCAUCAUUGGCGUGGUAGUGUUAGCAGGAGUAUGGGUGUUGUGCUUGGUUCGGAGAAGACAGAAACCUUUAAAGAUUCUAGAACAUAAAGAAGCCUCUUUGUUUGAUGUUGGGAGUACAAAAGAGAACAAGGCACACUAUGAUCUACCACAAAUCAGCCUAAAGGCAAUACAGAGUGCUACAGUAAAUUUUGCGGAAGAAAAUAAGAUUGGAGAAGGUGGAUAUGGUCCUGUUUACAUGGGGAAGCUUCCCAAUGGACAAGAAGUGGCUGUGAAGAGGCUGUCUGGAAACUCUGGGCAAGGUUUAAAGGAGUUCAGGAAUGAAAUUGAGUUGAUUGCCAAACUUCAACAUACAAACCUGGUUAGGCUGAUUGGUUGCUGCUUGGAGAAGGGGGAGAAGCUGCUCAUAUAUGAAUAUAUGCCAAAUAAAAGCCUCGAUGCCUUGCUGAAAGAUCCAAAAGGCCGCAUAUUGUUGAAUUGGGGAAAGAGGUCCAAUAUCAUCAUGGGAAUUGCAAGGGGGCUCCUUUAUCUUCACCAAGAUUCUCGACUUAACAUCAUUCAUCGGGAUCUCAAGGCUGGCAACGUGUUGUUAGAUGAGCAACUAAAUCCUAAGAUUUCUGACUUUGGAAUGGCAAGAAUUUUCAGUGGAGUUCACGGACAAGAAACUACCAGUGUUGUUGUUGGCACAUAUGGAUACAUGGCACCAGAAUAUGCUAUGGAUGGCGUGUUCUCGACUAAAUCUGACGUUUACAGCUUUGGUAUUUUGUUGCUGGAAAUCAUCAGUGGCCAACUGAAUUCAAGUUUCGUUGAUACUCACCAAGCUCACAGCCUUGUCGGGCAUGCCUCGAGAUUGUGGGGUGAAGGAAACGGGAAAGGGUUCAUUGAUCCAGUCCUGAAAGAGACAAGUUCAACCGGUGAAAUGCUAAGAUGUCUGCAAAUUGGCUUGCUCUGCAUUCAAGAUUCUGCAAGCAGACCAACCAUGUCAACAGUGGUUCUCAUGCUUGGGAACAAGUCUUUGGAUCUCCCCUUGCCCAAGCAACCUGCAUUUAUCCAGGAGAAUGUUGUGGAAUCAUGUCAAUUAUUUUCUUCUGAUAUAGAGUCUGUUCCUAUUAGCAGUACAAAUGGGCUUUCACCGAAAACAGCCUGCUGCUUCAUUUUCCUAGUUGUUCUUCUUCUUCCGCUGGGGCUCGUGGACAUGGCCAAGUCUCCCUUUUGGUACUGCACCGGCAACUCCAACUACACGGCGAACAGCACCUUCGACCACAACCUGCGCCGCGUGUUGGCCUCCCUGGAAGCCAACGUUUCCCUCACCAGCUUCUCCAAUGCCACCGAGGGCAGGAAACCCGACCAAGUCACUGCCGUGGUUCAGUGUCGAGGCGACCUCGACGGCGAAGCUUGUAAGGCCUGUGUAUCUGAGUCUACCACAGAGAUCACCCAGCGCUGCCCCAACAGCAGGGCGGCUCUCCUUACCUUCCAAAGCUGCAUCAUCUACUACCGCGAUACCAACUUCAUCAUUCCUCCCUCAUUUAUGGAUAUUUCUCUCCCGGGCCCUGGCGCCAUCCCCGACACCCAAAGGUUCAGGUCCAUGCUCAUUUCCUUUUUCAACAAGCUCAUCGUUUCCGCUACCACCAAUCCUUCGGGACGCUUGUUCUGGGGCGACAAGUUCCAUUACACUGAAGACGUGACUGUCUACUGCACAGCACAGUGCAUGCGAAAUUUGGCACCACAGGACUGUAAAUCUUGCUUAGACAUGGCCUUCGUCCGAAUGCUCAAAGAUUUUGCAGACAGACAAGGCGGUGCAACUUACUAUAGAAUGGCGUGCUCUGUAAGAUUCGAUACCUACCCCUUUUUCACUCCCCCAUCUCACCAGAUUGACACUAGCACCGUAAAUUUCAUCGCAUCCGACUGCUCCUCACCGGCAUCGAGCGGCAUGAUAGGCACCCCUUUCCAUAGAAACUUCAAGCUUCUGCUCUCUUAUCUGACAGAGACGGCGCCAAUCUCUGGCUUCUACAACGACGCCGUCGGCCUUGGCUCCAACCAAGCCUAUGGCCAACUCUUGUGCCGAGGCGACGUCCCUGUAGACGUUUGCUGGAACUGCACAGCCCAGGCUUCUACCAAAAUUCAGGAGAUGUGCCCCAACAGCAGAAGGGCAACCAUAUGGUUCGACCACUGCCAGUUGCGCUACUCUGACGUGAGGUUCGCUGGCACGGUAGAUGUCUAUGACAGGGCAUGCCAAGAAGCAGCAGAGGAUGCGUCAAGCCCAGCAAGCUUCAAUCAGAACUUGAGAAUCCUCAUCUCGAACCUGACCUCGCUGGUGGCGCCGACCUUUCCCAAUCCCUUUUUUGCUACAGGGACUUACGUGCUUACGGACUCAAAGAGGAUCAACGCUUUGGUGCAGUGCGUGAGAGAUAUACCUCUGGACCAAUGUAGGUGGUGCUUGCAGAAUGCCAGCGCUGAUAUUGAGGGAUGCUGUAAUGGAAAACAAGGCUGUCGCAUCCUCAGGGGAAGCUGCAGUUUGGCUUUCGGAGUGCAGCCCUUCUUUUUUGGCGAUCCCACAUUCGUAUCCCUUCCGCACCCCAACCAUCGGCAUAAGCGCUGGUGGAUAUUUACCAUUAUCGGCAUCUUUGGCGUGGUAGUCUUAGCAGGAGUAUGGGUGUUGUGCUUAGUUCGGAGAAGACAGAAACCUUUAAAGAUUCUAGAACAUAAAGAAGCCUCUUUGUUUGAUGUUGGGAGUACAAAAGAGAACAAGGCACACUAUGAUCUACCACAAAUCAGCCUAAAGGCAAUACAGAGUGCUACAGUAAAUUUUGCGGAAGAAAAUAAGAUUGGAGAAGGUGGAUAUGGUCCUGUUUACAUGGGGAAGCUUCCCAAUGGACAAGUGGCUGUGAAGAGGCUGUCUGGAAACUCUGGGCAAGGUUUAAAGGAGUUCAGGAAUGAAAUUGAGUUGAUUGCCAAACUUCAACAUACAAACCUGGUUAGGCUGAUUGGUUGCUGCUUGGAGAAGGGGGAGAAGAUGCUCAUAUAUGAAUAUAUGCCAAAUAAAAGCCUCGAUGCCUUGCUGAAAGAUCCAGAAGGCCGCAUAUUGUUGAAUUGGGGAAAGAGGUCCAAUAUCAUCAUGGGAAUUGCAAGGGGGCUCCUUUAUCUUCACCAAGAUUCUCGACUUAACAUCAUUCAUCGGGAUCUCAAGGCUGGCAACGUGUUGUUAGAUGAGCAACUAAAUCCUAAGAUUUCUGACUUUGGAAUGGCAAGAAUUUUCAGUGGAGUUCACGGACAAGAAACUACCAGUGUUGUUGUUGGCACAUACGGAUACAUGGCACCAGAAUAUGCUAUGGAUGGCGUGUUCUCGACUAAAUCUGAUGUCUACAGCUUUGGUAUUUUGUUGCUGGAAAUCAUCAGUGGCCAACUGAAUUCAAGUUUCGUUGAUACUCAACAGGCUCACAGCCUUGUCGAGCAUGCCUCGAGAUUGUGGGGUGAAGGAAACGGGAAAGGGUUCGUUGAUCCAGUCCUGAAAGACACAAGUUCAACCGGUGAAAUGCUAAGAUGUCUGCAAAUUGGCUUGCUCUGCAUUCAAGAUUUUGCAAGCAGACCAACCAUGUCAACAGUGGUUCUCAUGCUUGGGAACAAGUCUCUGGAUCUUCCCUUACCCAGGCAACCUGCAUUUAUCUAGGGGAAUGUUGUGGAAUCAUGUCAAUUGUUUUCUUCUGAUAUAGAGUCUGUUCCUAUUAGUGGGCUUUCACCAAAUUAGGAGUCAUCAUUUAUGACCCACUUAAUUAAAAUAAUUAAUAAAUAUUUUGUUUCAAUGUUGGAGGAGUGCUCUUCACCGGCUGUAAAUGGGGGUUUGGCCCUAUGUGUUGUAUAAAUCAAGUCGCAGCAAUUGAGGUUUGUAUGAGUUGCGUGAGGUGUGUGGUAAUCUCGCUAGGCCAGCAUGCUUCUUUGUUGUUCAACAGUUGUUUAUGUACAUCUUGUAGACCAGUCUGUGCGGCUGGAGCUAGUGUGCUUCUAAGUUAGUGCGUAUGAUCA